Molecule: messenger RNA, 614 nt
Organism: Vitrella brassicaformis
Lineage: Eukaryota; Vitrellaceae
Source: the annotation of a GenBank genome assembly
CUUAAAAUCCGCUAGUGGUAGGCCGGCAUGAAGGCGACGUUCUCGACGACAGCGGACGCACCCUCAUAGCGGUGGUCCCUCGUCGACCCAUCCCUGUCGGUGUCCUGCACGCUGUUCUGUGACGAUGUGCCAGCUGUUGACGUGGGACAUGCCGUGCUCAUAAGGUGCAGCACAGUAAACAGCCAUUCGCACCUCUCCGCUGCCUCACCGAUCCUCCCAAGUGCGUCGAGGAGGUCUGCAUGGAUAACCAAUGACUCCACGAGCAGCAGCAGCUCAGCUGGCAGCACGCGGGCAGACGAAUGAGUGGCGUCGGCCGUCUGUUGAUCUGGUCGCUCGGUAUCGCUCAGCUCUUUCUCCAGUGCCGCCAUCUGCUCUGUCCAUUGUGCUUGAUCUUCUUGUCCCAUUUCUCGCAGUGGUUUGAUGUGCUGAAUGGCCUCCGAGAAGGUCUUGCAUCGCAGCCGCGCCUUGACGAUAAUGCACACAAGCCCUCGACGACGGAGACGAAGCAAAGCAGCAUCAGCAGAGUCAGGUGAAGCAUUCAGCUGCUCGAUUGCCGCCUGUGCUGCUGCCACAGCCUCUUCGUACUUGCCCCGCCGAAGCAGAGCCUCAGCCAU